AUGGACGUGAGCGGAGCCGGAGCCGGCGGGAAGGCGAAGAAGGGCGCGGGCGGGCGGAAGGCCGGCGGCGGGCCGAGGAAGAAGUCGGUGUCGCGGUCCGUCAAGGCCGGGCUGCAGUUCCCCGUCGGCCGCAUCGGGCGGUACCUGAAGAAGGGCCGGUACGCGCAGCGCGUGGGCACGGGCGCCCCCGUCUACCUCGCCGCCGUCCUCGAGUACCUGGCCGCCGAGGUGCUGGAGCUGGCGGGGAACGCGGCCAGGGACAACAAGAAGACCCGCAUCAUCCCGCGCCACGUGCUCCUGGCCAUCCGCAACGACGAGGAGCUCGGCAAGCUUCUGGCCGGCGUCACCAUCGCCCACGGCGGCGUCCUCCCCAACAUCCACAGUGUGCUCCUGCCCAAGAAGGUCGCCGAGAAGGCGGCGGCCGCCAAGGAGCCCAAGUCGCCCAAGAAGGCAGCCAAGGAGCCCAAGAAGGCAUAG
Messenger RNA from Miscanthus lutarioriparius, 477 nucleotides. The record is from the annotation of a GenBank genome assembly. Lineage: Eukaryota; Viridiplantae; Streptophyta; Magnoliopsida; Poales; Poaceae.